GCUUUGUUCUGCUGCAGCGGAGAAAUAUGACAUGGGGACGAGAGAGAGAGAGACAGCCUGACAGGAAUUAACGGCUCGACAGAGUUUCUGGACUGCGAAACGUGAGGAUGGGGAGUAAUGACUGAAAGCAAAAGGGGUCCUCUGCCUCGCCGCUGUCUUCCUGUCCGGCGCUGCCCCUUGGAGCCAUGGACUAGCGCUGCGUCUGGUCCUGACAGUCCCACGGACAGCAGAUGGCUUUUCAACAACCCUCAGCAAAAACACAGAACAUGACAACGUGAAGGCUGGCGUCCACCAAGGCCACCGCUGCACCUUGGGCAGUGCACACACAUGAUCACAUGACUCUGGACAUGGACGUGGUCCUGUCAGACUUUGUUCGGUCCACGGGGGCAGAACCGGGUCUGGCAAGAGACCUGCUGGAAGGUAAAAAUUGGGACCUCGGCGCUGCUCUGAAUGAUUACGAGGAGCUCAGGCAGGUCCACACUGCCAACCUGCCGCAGGUCUUCAACGAGGGCCGCUACUACAAGCAACCAGAGGCACGUGACACGCCCACCCAUGUCAGCAAGAUCGACAGGCCAUGUGCACAGAAGCAGGAGGACAAUGCACAAGAGAAGCGUCUGUCCCGCGGGAUCUCCCACGCCAGCUCCGCUAUAGUCUCGCUGGCGCGGCUGCAGGUGGCCAGUGAGUGUACCAGCGAGCAGUUCCCCCUCGAGAUGCCCAUCUACACAUUCCAGCUACCAGAUCUCAGCAUGUAUAGCGAGGAUUUCAGGAGCUUCAUAGAGAGAGAUCUGAUCGAACAGUCCACGAUGAUGGCUCUGGAGCAAGCCGGUUGUCUGAACUGGUGGUCCACCAUGUGCAUUAGCUGUAAGAAGCUGCUUCCUCUGGCCACCACAGGGGACGGGAACUGCCUUCUGCAUGCUGCCUCUUUAGGGAUGUGGGGCUUCCAUGACAGAGACCUGAUGCUGAGGAAAUCCCUGUAUACCAUGAUGAAGAGCGGAGCGGAGAGAGACGCUCUGAAGAGGAGGUGGAGGUGGCAGCAAACCCAACAGAACAAGGAGGUUGGAAGAUCGGGGCUGGUGUACACCGAGGACGAGUGGGAGAGGGAGUGGAACGAGCUGCUGAAGUUGGCCUCCAGCGAGCCGCGCACUCACCUCAGCAAAAACGUCCACACGAGUGGAGGGGUGGAUAACUCUGAGGAUCCGGUCUAUGAGAGUCUGGAGGAGUUCCAUGUGUUUGUGCUGGCCCACGUGUUACGCAGGCCAAUCAUAGUGGUGGCGGACACGAUGCUCAGAGACUCGGAGGGAGAAGCGUUUGCUCCCAUCCCGUUUGGAGGGCUCUAUCUGCCUCUGGAGGUUCCCCCGAGCCGGUGUCACUGCUCCCCUCUGGUCCUGGCCUACGAUCAGGCUCACUUCUCCGCAUUGGUGUCCAUGGAGCAGAGAGACCAGCAGCGAGAGCAAGCUGUUAUCCCCCUGACCGACUCUGAGCACAAGCUGCUGGCACUCCAUUUUGCCGUGGACCCCGGCAGGGACUGGGAGUGGGGGAGGGACGACAAUGAUAAUACCCUGCUAGCCAAUCUCAUCUUGUCUCUUGAGGCCAAACUCAUCCUGCUGCACAACUACAUGAAUGUAACAUGGAUCCGAAUUCCAUCGGAAACAAGGGCUCCCCUCGCUCAGCCGGAGUCUCCCACAGCCUCUGCAGGUGAGGAUGUCCAGUCUCUUGCCGAGUCCAUGGACUCUGACCGCGAGUCCGUCGGCAGCAACUCCAACGUCAACAACGGCAAGCCCGGCAAGGAGAAGGACAAAGACAAGCAGCGCAAGGACAAAGACAAGGGCCGGGCCGAUUCUGUAGCCAACAAACUAGGUAGCUUCAGCAAAACCUUGGGAAUCAAGCUGAAGAAGAACAUGGGAGGUCUGGGUGGCCUUGUGCACGGAAAAAUGAACAAAUCUAACGCUGGCUCAGGUCGCAGCGUGGAGAAUGGAGGGGAGAAGACAAAGAAAAAACAGUCUAAGUCAACCAAAGGGAACAAGGAGGAGUCGGGGCAGUCAGCCAGCUCCACUUCCUCUGAGAAGGCCACUAGUCCCUCCCCCACAGACCGAGACGGACCCUCCAGCUCCUGCCCCCCGGGGAGACAGGACAGCGCUGCGCGAGAGAAGACCCUGGAAAACUGGAAAUACAGCACCGACGUCAAGCUCAGCCUCAACAUCCUGCGAGCCGCCAUGCAAGGGGAGCGCAAGUUCAUUUUCGCAGGCCUCCUACUCACCAGCCAUCGACACCAGUUCCACGAGGAGAUGAUCAGCUACUACCUGACCAACGCCCAGGAGCGCUUCAGUCAGGAGCAGGAGCAGAGGCGGAAGGAGGCCGAGAAGAAGCCGCCCGCCACCAAUGAGGUGGCCGCGAAGAAGCCCGAGCACGAGAGCAUCUUCCAGAGGGAGAGGUCGGACAGCUCGCCGCCGGAAAGCGGCUCUCCCACCCUGCCUCACCUCGCCCACGCCUGCAACCACAACCCCCAGCCCGCGCUGGGUCUCAGGGUGCAGGGCAGGAACAGUCCCGGUCCCGCAGCCCCUCUCGUCUCUGUCCCAGUCGUUCCACUCACCCCGCCAACAGCCUCCCCGGCCGCCCCGGCGCCCGCGCCUUACUCCUCCCCCAGUAUUGGUGCCAAGAGACCCGUGCCCGUUCCGGUGUCGGCCCACUACAGCCAUACGCCGUCCAUCCAGCGGCACAGCGUGAUUCACUUACAAGAUGUCAACCUGCAAUCAUCCAUCUUCCAAGAUGACCCGUACAAACCUGUGGUGGGCACCCUGAAGACGUGCGCCACCUACCCCCAGCAGAACCGCACACUCUCGUCCCAGAGCUACAGCCCCGCGCGUCUGUCUGGGACCCGCACUGUUAACGCUGCAGAGACGCUGUCCUACAACAUGCCUGGCGAACACAAGUCCCACACCUACACCAACGGAUUCAACGCGGGAGACAUUCAGGACUGCUUGGAGUUUGCUGUUGAGGACAACUCGUCUCAUGCGUGGCUGAACCAGGAGAAAACCAAAGUGCGGGGCACCGUCAGCCCUCUGUACUGCUUCCAGCAGCGCCGCUGCAAGAGGGAGAACUGCUCCUUCUACGGCAGGCCAGAGACGGACUACUACUGCUCCUACUGCUACAGAGAGGAGGUGAGGCGCAGGGAGAGGGAGAGCAAAGCGCAGAGGCCCGCGUAGCCUUCACAGCCCCAAGCAGCGGGAGACGCUAGGGGACGACACCAUCUGCACUCCGCAUUUAGAAAAACCCGACGGCAAACAUUUUCCUAUUUUGUUGAUUGACUGCUCUUGCAUUCCUGUCACCCCUCACUUGUUAGUAAGGUUUAUUAUUUUUUUUAUUAUAUGGAAGCAGUUGAAGAAGUUGAAACGGUGAACAGCUUUGGCCAGAAAUUGCGCUGUUUUUUUGUUUGUUUUUUCAUUUUGUUCUCAUUGAAGUUUACUUUUACUUGUUUUAGAGUGAAAGUCAUCUCUCUGUGAUGUAACUUUCUGUAUUCAAGGGAAAGUUCUUUGUUUUUUAAAGUACAAAAAGAUUUGCAUCUCAUCAGGAGGGAACAUUUUAGCUCUUUUAAUCAGUUUGAAUGCAAUACCUCUGCUUGGUUCUUCAGAUAUUUGUAGUUGUUUUGCAAUCAAAAGAAAUUCAAUGAGAGAUUUAUAUUAGACUAAAGCAAUAAAUUGGUGAUUUUUGCUACACCCUCUCUCAGUUUUGUCUAUGCACCAAUAAUAUAGUUACGGUAGGUUUACUGUGUCUUGUAAAUUGUAAAGGAUUGUCACGGUGUGCUUUUGUAAGGAGAUAGAUUGUAAUGUUGGAUUAGGGUGAAAAUGUAAAACUAUCUGAAUUCUUAAGUGUAACUUUGUUCUUGCCAGGGUUUCCUGUGUCAGAAUUUGACUCAAGAUAGUGUGUAAGAUAUCAUUUCACGUUUGUACCCGGAGUCAACCUCCUUAAGGCCUCAAGCACUGCCAAACUGGCUUCCGUUAACAAGAUUACCAUUCAAAUGUUUCAAGAUGCUUUCUUCGGAAAAAAACACACCGAACAAUGUGCAGAGGAUGUACUGCCCCUAAAAUAUGCAGCGUGCCUGGUGUGUUUCCCUGAAUCGCCUGUUAACUACUCUAUUCGGUCAAUGUGUUAGAUGAGAAGUGUAGAAUGAUGCGUAUUUGCCCAAAGUGUGAUCACGUGUCUCUUCCCCUUCUACACAAACAACCUCAGUGUGCAGUCAUGCUAUUAGCACAGCGCGGUGACCUGCAGUAUAGAUGUGUCACCGGUCCAGUGUGAGAUUGUCUGUCUGUUCUUCUUCCAUAUCUAGGAUGUCCACUGCUCCCUGGCUUCUGUCUCUCUCCUGUACAUACUGCAGUGUUGCUCCUCUUUGUUUGUAUGUGACAGAUUCAUGGACUCUCACCAUGUUAGGACUGUAAGAUAUGAUUUUGUAUUCCUUUAAGAGUUUUACACUACUAUAAAUUAUUAAUUUGCACAUUAGGUACAGAUGUAAAUAUGAAAAAAAAUAGUUUAUUGUUACAAACAUGGUGUGUCCGCGUCUUUUUUGCUUUUUCCUCAAGGAGGUUUUCAUCUGGAAAUUGAAAGAUAAGAUUUUUUUAAUCAAUAUCCAAUCAAGUCACGAUGUUUCUCUCGAUCACGCAUGUUGCAAUACACUUUUGAUAUCUA
Molecule: messenger RNA, 4680 nt
Organism: Gasterosteus aculeatus aculeatus (three-spined stickleback)
Lineage: Eukaryota; Metazoa; Chordata; Actinopteri; Perciformes; Gasterosteidae
Product: OTU domain-containing protein 7A-like
Biological process (GO): protein K11-linked deubiquitination; protein K63-linked deubiquitination; protein K48-linked deubiquitination
Cellular component (GO): cytoplasm; nucleus
Molecular function (GO): K63-linked polyubiquitin modification-dependent protein binding; zinc ion binding; cysteine-type deubiquitinase activity
Source: RefSeq, a predicted model, not a curated record